Molecule: messenger RNA, 793 nt
Organism: Guillardia theta CCMP2712
Lineage: Eukaryota; Cryptophyceae; Pyrenomonadales; Geminigeraceae
Exons: 2
Source: RefSeq, a predicted model, not a curated record
ACAGAUCUACCCGUGUAAGCGAUGCAUCAUCUUCUUCCUGCCUUGUCCUCCUCCUCCUCUGCUCUUUCCUCGUUGCAAGCGAGGCAUUCCUCAGCCCUGCUCUGCCGCUUCGUUCCGCAUGCUCUGCACGGACUUCACUGGACCUCCAUUCCUUUGCUCGUUCCUCGCGCCUGGCUGCCCCCACCACGAUCAGCAUGGUCGAGGGAGAUUCCCUUGUCAAGCGUAUGAAGCAGAAGGCUAGCAAGUUUCUUGCUACGGCGGCGAUUGCGGCAUCUUUGUGCGUGAUGCCCAAGGCAUCGAGUGCAGCUCUUGCCGAUCUGGAGCUCCAAGGAGACUUGGAUGAGGAUGUGGAGCAGGUGGAGAUUGAGUACACCGGGAUGAGGAAGCUCUCCCUGGGAGAGAACGUGGUCAAGUACGGCAUCCUUGUGGGAGUUUUCGGAGGGGCGGCUGUAUGGUCUUACUAUGAAGGGAAGCGUGAGGACCGAGAGGAGGAGGAGAGGGUGAAGGCAAAGUGGAAGAAGGAGUUCAUCGACAUGGAGGAUGUCGUUUCUGACGAUGACCUCCUCUCCUCGCUCAACAAGCGUCUCUCCGGCGAGGCGGGCGAGGAAGUGAAGGACCUGGAUGGAACUGGAGCCCUUCCUGAGGGAUACGACCCGGAGAAGGCCAUCAUUCAGGACCAGAUGCGCAAGAUGGAGGAGGAGAUGGAGAAGGAGCGCCUGAAGAAGGAGCAGGAGCAGGAGGCCGCCCUGAAGGAUAUCACUGUUGAGGAGGACAAGCCAGCGCAGGUGGAUGC